This is a messenger RNA of Pseudopodoces humilis (Tibetan ground-tit), 470 nucleotides long. The record is from RefSeq and is a predicted model, not a curated record. NCBI's taxonomy places the organism in Eukaryota, Metazoa, Chordata, Aves, Passeriformes, Paridae.
CUUUCGGAGUUUCCCGCGCGCGCUGAGGCGGCUCCGGGAGGAGCCAUGGAAUUCCCCCAGUCCCGCUUCCAAUCCCGGCUGGAAUUCUGCCCCGAGUGCGGCUCCGUCCUGCCCCGGCCCGGCGCCCCCGGCUGCGUCCGCUGCCCCCGCUGCCACUUCAGCAUCCAGUGCUCAGAUUUCGAGGGCAGCACCGUCCGGACUUUUCUGGAAUUCAGCUCGGGCCGGGCCGGGGGGGGGAGGGGCGCGGCCGCCGCCCCCCAGGGGGGCCCCACGGUGGAGCGGCGCUGUCCCCGCUGUGGGAACGAGGGGAUGAGUUACCGCACGCGUCAGAUGCGCUCGGCCGACGAGGGCCAGACGGUUUUCUACAGCUGCCCCCGCUGCGGGUUUCAGGAGAAGGAAGAUUCCUGAAAAAUUCCCGAUUUUUGGACUCUUCCGGCUCUUCCCGAGGAAUAAAAGCGACCCCCGCUGGA